Phalaenopsis equestris is the source of this 991-nucleotide messenger RNA. RefSeq names its product protein bicaudal C homolog 1-B-like. Gene Ontology annotation, molecular function: protein binding. The record is from RefSeq and is a predicted model, not a curated record. Lineage: Eukaryota; Viridiplantae; Streptophyta; Magnoliopsida; Asparagales; Orchidaceae.
CCGCCGGUAUCUGAAAUCCUCAUUUCCAGUUCCAUCUCCAAGCGGCAGCGCCGCCCUAGUGUCCGCCUUGGUGAAAUUGGAGACCAGCCUGCUCACGAUCCCUCUCAUCGCCGCUCCAAGUUCUCCAAACUUCUUGCUCCUUCCUCGGUUGCUGUAAUAGCCAAACCCACAACUAAGUCCCGAGCCACCACCGUCACAACGAGGCGUGUCCGCACGAACUGGCCCUCUCGGCUCGAUGAUGGAUUCGAAGCCCCCGCUGAGUUGAAGUCCAGCGGCGGGGAGGAUUCUAGAGAUGAUGAAUUCGUGGAAGAGUCCGAGAGCCCCUCCAAUAGGAACGACCGUCGGGCUUCUGCUAGGGUUAGGGUUUCUGACGGAGGGGACGAGCCCUCGGAAGAGGGUUUUAAAGGUUGGGCCGGCGGUGUUCGGCCGUGGCUCGAGGGGAUAGGGCUUGGGCGGUACGCGCCGGUUUACGAGAUACACGAGGUGGACGAUGAGGUGCUACCGCUGCUGACGCUGGAGGAUCUCAAAGACAUGGGUAUCAAUGCAGUCGGCUCAAGAAGGAAGAUGUACUGCGCUAUCCAGAAACUCAGAAAAGGCAGGGACUUAUAAGAAAUGAUUUCUUGAAGGAGAAAAUGAAGAGCUGCACCGCCUUGGUUCGUUUGAUGCUCUCGAACUGUUAAUGUUUGAUUUCGAACGUUUUCCCACCAAGUGGUCUCCUCACAUCUAAAUGUAGCUUGGAUAACGUUUAUUAGAUUAAGAGCAUAUCAAAUAUAGUUGUGAUGUUGUGGGAGUCAUGUAGCUUGCUAUGUCUAGCUUAAUUAUCAAUGUCUAUCUUGUUAUUUUCAAGUUUGUCGUUUUACUUGAAAUAUAUCUUACCUCUCUCUUUCUCAGUUAUAAGCAAUCAUAUCCACUUUAAGCCACAUCUUUGCUGCAAUGGUUCAACUGUUCCAUAAUUGAUUGCUUAUGAAGGGGCUUUGGAUACCUAGGAAUU